AUUGCUAGCGAAGCAAAGUAGAUAGAAUGGCGGCGCAUAAGUCUUUCAGGAUUAAACAAAAACUUGCUAAAAAACUGAAGCAGAACCGAUCGGUUCCCCAGUGGAUACGUUUACGUACUGGGAAUACUAUCAGGUAUAAUGCAAGGAGGCGUCACUGGAGGCGCACAAAGUUGAAGCUGUAAACUUAUAAUUG
Anastrepha ludens (Mexican fruit fly) is the source of this 193-nucleotide messenger RNA. RefSeq names its product 60S ribosomal protein L39-like. The coding region runs from base 27 to 182 and encodes 51 amino acids. Gene Ontology annotation, biological process: translation. The record is from RefSeq and is a predicted model, not a curated record. Lineage: Eukaryota; Metazoa; Arthropoda; Insecta; Diptera; Tephritidae. Gene Ontology annotation, molecular function: structural constituent of ribosome. The transcript has a single exon. Gene Ontology annotation, cellular component: ribosome; cytosolic large ribosomal subunit.